This is a messenger RNA of Phodopus roborovskii (desert hamster), 1176 nucleotides long. RefSeq names its product zinc finger protein 75D (gene Znf75d). The transcript has 3 exons. The record is from RefSeq and is a predicted model, not a curated record. Lineage: Eukaryota; Metazoa; Chordata; Mammalia; Rodentia; Cricetidae. Bases 1 to 1176 code for a protein of 391 amino acids. Gene Ontology annotation, biological process: regulation of transcription by RNA polymerase II. Gene Ontology annotation, molecular function: DNA-binding transcription factor activity, RNA polymerase II-specific; RNA polymerase II cis-regulatory region sequence-specific DNA binding.
AUGAGUGAGGUGAAGGCAGAUGGGUGCUUCAGCGCUCACAUGAAGGGUGUGCAGAAGAGGAGUGAUAGCUCCCGACCAGAAAGUUACCCUCCCAAAAGUGCUCAGCAGCACUUCCACAACAAUCAAGUACCUGGACCACUAGAUGUUGCCCGAAAGCUUCACAAUUUGUGCUAUCAGUGGCUGAUACCAGAGACCAACUCAAAAGACCAGACCGUGGAGUCUCUGGUGCUAGAGCAGUUCCUGAACAUUGUGCCCCAGGCAAUGAAGAACUGGGUGCAAAAGCAUCAUCCACAGGAUGUGGAAGAGGCUGUGGGUCUUGUCGAAUGCUUGCAGACAGAGCCUGAUGCAGUGCCCAACGAGGACUUGUUGACAUUUGAAGAUAUAGAAAUGCAGUUUUCUGAGGAGGAAUGGUGUUUACUGGAUCCUUCUCAGAAGACGCUCUACAGUGAUGUAAUUCUGAACAUCUACAAGAUGGCCAACUCUCUAGGGUUAAAGCCAGAAAAUGACGUGGGAAACGAUCGGGCCGAAUCUGCCUCUACAUCAGAAAUAAAAGCAAGACCAUCUUCGAAUGUACCAAAGGCCAGGAAGAAAGCUACCCAGAAAAAAACCAUCAACAAGGAAAGACGUGCAUACACACGGAGGGGCCAGGAAGGUGGUCAGGCUCUUCCAGGUUGGGAACACAUGGCAGGUUCACUUAGUAAACCACAUCCUCGAAAACCUUAUAACUGUCAGGAGUGUGGGAAAGACUUCAGAGUUCCUUCUGAGCUUGCUAGACACCAGAGAGUUCAUACCAAAGAGAAGCCUUUUUCAUGUCAGCAGUGUGACCGUCACUUCAGGUGGAGUUCAGACCUCAAAAUACACUGCCUGGCACAUCAGGGAAUAAAACUACAUAAGUGCUCCUGGUGCCAGAAAAGCUUUGUUCACAGCACAAACUUACAUAUACACGCGAGGAUUCAUACAGGAGAGAAACCCUUUAAGUGUCUGGAAUGUGGGAGAGCUUUCACUCAGAAAUGUCACCUCAUUAAACACCAGAUAGUCCACACUGGUGAGCAGCCCUAUACCUGUAGCCUAUGUGAGAGAAAGUUUAACAGACAGUCGAGCCUUGUCAGACACCAGAAGAUUCAUUGUCAGGAAAAACAGCCAAAGCAGCAGGCUAGAAGUAAAUCAGAGCAGUGA